This is a messenger RNA of Rhizopus microsporus ATCC 52813, 1119 nucleotides long. Its product is annotated as S-adenosyl-L-methionine-dependent methyltransferase. Gene Ontology annotation, cellular component: nucleus; cytoplasm. Gene Ontology annotation, biological process: peptidyl-arginine methylation. The record is from RefSeq and is a predicted model, not a curated record. Gene Ontology annotation, molecular function: protein arginine N5-methyltransferase activity; protein binding. The transcript has 2 exons. Bases 1 to 1119 code for a protein of 372 amino acids. Lineage: Eukaryota; Fungi; Mucoromycota; Mucoromycetes; Mucorales; Rhizopodaceae.
AUGGAUCAACAAGAAAUAAAGAGACAAAAGAUUGAAAACGAUGCUUCUGAAGUAACAGAAAAUGAAGCUAUAGAAGAACAAGUUGAUUCUACUACAUACACUGAAGAAGAUAUUAAGCUUGGAAAUGAGUUGAUCGCUGCUGUCAUUGCUAAUGAUCUAGAAAAAGUCAAGUCGCUUGUAAACGAUCAAGGUGCAGAUCUAUGCUUCAAUGGAACCGAUACUGGACGUACACCUCUUCAUUACGCUGCUGAACAUGGCCACUUGGACGUGAUCAACUGGCUAUUAUCCGAAAAACACCCUUAUAACGUUGUCGACAGAUCAGAAGUGACAGCAGGCGAGCUAGCACUCAAAAAUGGGCACAAGGCCAUCUAUGAUCGUCUGGUAGAGGAAGGUGUUCGCUCAGAACUUUUAAUACGUGCAUUAAAAAAGACGUUUGGCGAUUACGAUGAAGAAGAUGUAGCAAGAGCCAUAGCCAACAAGGCUUAUCUUCAGCAAAAACUACACUAUGACGAUAAUAAACUCUUGGAUGAAAAUAAUGACGCUGUCAUGAUGGGCUGGGAAGGCCCACUGAUGGUGGAACAUGCCAAGGUGAUGUGUCCCCAAGAAGGUUUGAAUGUGCUCAAUGUAGGCUUUGGAUUGGGGUUGAUUGAUACCGAACUUCAGAAAUAUAAACCCAAGAAUCAUUAUAUUAUCGAAGCACAUCCUGAUGUCUAUGCUCAUAUGCUCAAAUUAGGAUGGGAUAAGAAGCCAGGUGUGAAGAUUCUGUUUGGUCGAUGGCAAGAUAUGGUAUCCAAGUUAGAUAUUGCCUUUGAUGGCAUCUUCUUUGAUACUUAUGGUGAAUUUUAUGAAGAUCUCAGAGCCUUUCAUGAUUGUGUGCCAAAUAUACUUCAACACGAUGGCGUGUAUACAUGGUUUAACGGUCUUGGAGCCACAAAUCAAUUCUUUCACGACAUUUACUGUGAAGUGUCUGAAAUUGACUUGCGUGACUUCGGAUUAAGCACCGAGUACAUUGAAAUGCCUAUAUCUACUUGGGCAGAGCAAGGCGUUUGGGAUGGCGUCAGACAAAAAUAUUGGGUCUUGGACACAUAUAAAUUACCCAUCUGUAAAUUUUUACAAUAA